AUGUUUUAUUACAUUUUCGGUUAUUUAGCAGUCACAUUUGGCUAUAUUGUAGUGUACUAUUUAUACUCUUGGCCGGACAGACGCUGGAUCACAUCAUAGUAGAAAGUUUAAAACCAUUUUCAAUGGGUUGAGUCGGAAAGACUCAGAUGUAUGGUGGUUUUUGUUUAUUUUUAUGUUUGUCAAGCUUGGCUACGUACAUUUAUAUAAGAUAUUAUGGGUCCACUUUACUUUUCACAUAUAUUUUUCAAUAUCCAAAGAUUCGGUUCAUUAGCUCCAUAUAUUUUUGUUAUUUUCUAUGAUAUCUUUAAUCAAUUGCUAGAGUUUUCAAAAUCGCUUAUAAUAUUAGCAGGAUUUUACCACUUCUGCAAGGUAGAAUCAAUAAGGUGCACAAAGACCAGUAGCAAUAGUGAUUAAACCUUAAAUUAGAUCAAUCCAUUAAAUAAUUCAGCCUUUCAAAAAGAUGAAGAAAGUUCAAGUCUUAUUUAGAGGUAGGCAAGUGUGUUUGAGAGAGAACAAAGUACAAUUAGAUAAACUGCAUGA
This is a messenger RNA of Stylonychia lemnae, 540 nucleotides long. Lineage: Eukaryota; Ciliophora; Spirotrichea; Sporadotrichida; Oxytrichidae. The record is from the annotation of a GenBank genome assembly.